Anneissia japonica is the source of this 953-nucleotide messenger RNA. RefSeq names its product tumor suppressor candidate 3-like. The transcript has 8 exons. NCBI's taxonomy places the organism in Eukaryota, Metazoa, Echinodermata, Crinoidea, Comatulida, Comatulidae. Gene Ontology annotation, cellular component: oligosaccharyltransferase complex. The coding region runs from base 51 to 938 and encodes 295 amino acids. The record is from RefSeq and is a predicted model, not a curated record.
CAAUCGAAUCCUUCCUUGUGGAAGAACACUGAGCAUACCGGCUUGUCAACAUGGCUGCUGUUCAUCGUGAGGUGCCCUUUAUGAUAUCUAAAGUUUGGUUAAUUAUGCUCAUAAUUAUUUCAUUCACAAACCUAUCGUUAAGCGCAAAGAAAAAAGAGCAAUCCCUUGGAGAUCGAGUGAAGCAGCUUACAGAAUGGAGUUACAAAAGGCCUGUAAUCAAUAUGAAUGGAGAGAAAUAUAGGCAGUAUAUCAAGGCCUCUCCCAGGAAUUACUCUGUUAUUCUCAUGUUGACUGCCAUGGAUUCCCGUAGGAAAUGUUCUGUUUGCAAGCAAGUUAAUGAAGAAUUUCAGAUCCUUGCAAAUUCCUGGCGAUUUUCUGGUUCUUAUUCAAAUAGAAUUUUCUUUGUCAGCGUAGAUUAUGACAGUGGCCAGGAUGUUUUCUCUGCAUUAAAAGCCACAUCAGCUCCAAGCAUCAUACAUUUCCCUGUCAAAGGAAAACCAAAGAAAGCCGACACAUUCGAUAUGCAACGGCUUGGGUUCCAGGCAGAACAAAUAGCAAAAUGGGUUGCAGAGCGUACUGAUGUAACGAUUAGGAUCUUUAGGCCCCCAAACCAUGCCGGUAUCCUGUUGCUUGGCCUUGCUCUCACAACUAUUGCAGGCUUGCUGUACUUCAGAAGAAACAAUCUGGAGUUUCUUUACAAUAAAAACAUGUGGGCAAUUCUUGCUUUGGUGGUAGUGUUCUCAAUGAUGUCUGGACAGAUGUGGAAUCACAUACGGGGUCCUCCAUUUGCUCACAGAAACCCGCAGUCAGGACAAGUAAACUACAUCCAUGGAAGUAGCCAAGGCCAGUUCCAGGCAGAAACUUACAUAAUCUUUGUUUUAUGUAUCCUUAACAAGAGAAUUAUUAACAUUUAUAUGAAAUGUAAAUGCAAGAACUAAUGUGUAUUAAGUUGC